UAAAAUCAUCUAAUCAGGCCUAAGAGCAAGGCAUCUUUCACAAGAUUUCUGAGAAUAGUGAAUGAUAAGUGUGCAUCAAAAUUUGCAUGUGAUUUAGACCAUAACAGAUCUUUGAUGACGCAUCAUGCCUCAGCACGCAAUAGGUGACAGCGCAUGAUACCUAACGUGACAAAAAUCUGCUAGUAUUGUGUCAAAGUGUGCGUGUAACUUUUCAUCACAGAUUAAGCUUCGGACCUUUACUCCACAAACGGUUUUCGACAAUGAGUUUUCAACCGAACGGAGUUGAGUUUUUAGACGUGUCUAUCGAAGCCGACUUUAAUAAGCCGCAUUCGCCCAGAAUUAAUCUUAAAGACCUGGAUAAGAUGUCAAAUGGAGGGAAAGACGAAGCAAACCAGUCAACCAAGAAAGAGUUGAGUGCUAUUAAGAAGAUUUGUAUGAUUGCCAAGUUACAAUGUAUAUUCCUCCCAAUGAAGUUGUUCGGUUUGUACUAUCAAGACGUGAGGGGUACUUGUUCAGGAGAAUUUGUCGCAUAUGGAGGGAAAUCGGCAUUUUUGAUGCGUUCGUACCAGUUCGUGGUGAUCGCGAUUUUGUGGAUGAACUUCGGCAAGACGCUAGCAUCGUUCUGGGUCGGUAAUAAUCUUGGUACAAUGAUACUUCCAGCCUUUCUUUGGUUUUUACAAACAGCUCUCCAAGCCUCGAUCUGUUUCUUCACCAUGAACUUGAGAUCUAGGAAGUCCGCCUUGAAAAGUUUGUUGUUGUAUUGGAAUUCCCAGCCGAACUUUCACGAACUUGUCGUCGAGUCGUACAUGAUAAAAUGCGUGAAACGAACGACGAUGGUCGCGUAUUUAUUAAUGUUGAUGAACACAGUGCUGUAUGGCUUAAUCCUGUUUUCUUCGGAAUCCCUUAUACCAGUGGCACAAGCUAUGGUUUCACCCCUUCCUGUUACAAGCACAGCGGCCAAAGUAUUUUUCUUCAUUGUGGCUAUUUACAGUUCAGCUGCUUGGUUGAUGCCUUUCGCCAUUUUCUCCGCCGUCUGCCUAACUUUAAUCCAUCAAUGCCGCCGUCUGAGGAAGACCCUGCGUUUGACUGCCUCCGCCAGUGAAGUGAGAAGAGUGAAGAUCUUGAGGGGACAACAUUCCUCGUUGUGUGGCUCCGUCAGAAAAGUGGACAACUUGUUUAAGUUCUUGACCCUGGUUGUUUAUGUCACGAACAUCCCGUUGCUCUGCUUCCUCUUUUACAACCUGAUUUUCGUCAAGACUGACAAUGUCUUAACCAAAGUGACUUUAUCGUUUUGGUUUAUUAUUGUUGCUUGCAUCAUGAUAGGAGUUUCCUUCCUGGGUGCACAGUUAAAUAGCUGGAUUCAUUCCUUUACAGAAGUUGUGCAGAAAGUUCAAAUAUCAAAUGUUGAUCUGGAUACACAUACGGAGUUGAUGUUGUUCCUGGCGAAGUUAGGCGGAGAUCCCGUGGCAAUUACAGCAGGAGGACUGGUACCAAUCACAAAACCGCUGAUUGUUACGGUAACUGGCGUGGUCAUCACAUAUUUCGCCCUUCUGUAUGAGCUUAGAUGAAACGUCUUCGUGUGUAAACAGCCUACAGAACAGAAGUCUUUUCAGUUCGUGUAUCCAGGAGAGUGGAGGCGAGCGCGAAGCAGUGAGUCGUUCGUGGAGGGGAGUAACAUUAAACCACAAUGAAAUUUUUCGUUCGGACUCCUCUUCUCGCGCGUGAUUCGCCCUUUGCAUGAUCUCCUCCUCAUCGCCUCGCGAUUGACUCUGCUUGCAAUAGUAUUGGAAAUAUUUCAAAAAGGAAGAGACAGAUCUGUAGUUGUUAGCACUAACCAAUCAAACUUGAAGAAUAAUGAUGACUCCAACCAAUCAUUUCACUUUGUUUAACUAAAAUGUGCGGACUAAGUAAGUUCACUAACGAGACGGGUCAGUCUACUAUUUUUAGUCGUAGGUACUAAAAACAAAAUUGCACUUCUCUGAUGAAAUAUUCUGGAUAACAGUGUGGCAUGGUAAUUCAAUUGAACCCUCAGAAUUUACUUACGAGUUGCAUAAGCGUGUUCGUUGCAACAAGAUAUUUUCUUUGUAAAAUGUGUCAUUUUAA
Molecule: messenger RNA, 2103 nt
Organism: Pocillopora verrucosa
Lineage: Eukaryota; Metazoa; Cnidaria; Anthozoa; Scleractinia; Pocilloporidae
Biological process (GO): sensory perception of taste
Cellular component (GO): membrane
Source: RefSeq, a predicted model, not a curated record